Molecule: messenger RNA, 4029 nt
Organism: Scheffersomyces coipomensis
Lineage: Eukaryota; Fungi; Ascomycota; Pichiomycetes; Serinales; Debaryomycetaceae
Product: cell-wall agglutinin N-terminal ligand-sugar binding-domain-containing protein
Exons: 1
Biological process (GO): cell-cell adhesion
Cellular component (GO): fungal-type cell wall
Molecular function (GO): cell adhesion molecule binding
Source: RefSeq, a predicted model, not a curated record
AUGAAAGAUGUUAAUUUAUUAUUAGCUUUAGUGUUACAGCUUUCUUUAGCUUUUGCAAAUCCUGGUCCAAGUGUUAAAUAUAAUGCAAACACAUAUGAAUAUGGAUCAUUCCAAUUUCCUGAGGGCGGUGUGACUAUUGCUAAUAAUGUUAAUGUAUCAAUUAUAGAUAGUCAAGAUAUCUCUAUUGAUGGUUUGCUUAGUGUUGGAACCAAUUCUGGUCUUUAUAUCACCAGUGUAUCUAAUACUAUUGGUUUAGAUGUUGAUAUUACAAGUAACAGUGUGCUUAUUUGUGGUCUCCUUGCUUUAAAUUCUAUUGACUCAAUACUUCCAGGCUCAUUUAACUUUAACAAUACCGACAGUUUUAUUAACGAGGGACAGUUUUAUAUGCUUGCAAAUGGUAAUGUUGGUACUAAUGAAUUUUCCAUUACUAGUAGCAGUAUCUCAAAUAAUGGUUUAAUGGUCUUCUAUCAAGAGACAAAUAACGGAGAUGAAGUGAUUUUAUCUGGUUCAAUUGAAAAUUACGGACAAAUAGCUCUUUAUAAUGAAGUUCUCAUCGUUGAUUCAAGUAUUGGGGGUUCUGGUUGUAUCAUUGUUGAAGCUGGAACGACACUUAGUGUUACUAGUACUGAUUAUGUAAUUAAUCAAGCAAUUUAUAUGAAUGACGCAACUUCCACCAUUAUUCUUGCCCCUGGGGAAGAAGGACAGAAUGUUGUUGUUUAUGGUUUUGGGAAUGGAAAUGUUAUGUAUUUGAAUAGUAACUUUACUGCGAUUGCCGAACCUACAUAUGAUGAAGAAUCUGGAGUCUUAACAAUUCAAACAGACGGGAAUGAUUUAUAUAUCCAAAUUGGACUUUCAUAUGAAGGCCUUGAAAUUGCUGUACUAGGAACUAAUGGAUUAUCCUAUCCAUAUCCAGCUCCAGAUCCAGCAGCAGAUAUAUGUUUAGUGGAUACCUCCAUUCCAUUGAUUCCCGGUAUUAAUGGUACUGAAUAUGCUUCCACAAUUAUAACAACCACCAAUGGUCAUACUUAUAACGAAAGUGAAGAAAUUAUUAUCACCUCGAACAGUGCAGGUAGUUAUUACACAACUACUUUAUUUAGCACAACAAGUUCUUCUUCUAGUUCUUCGUCUAGUGCAUCACCUUCAGUCAGCUAUUCAUCGUCUACAGCUUCUUCCACAAAUUCAUACGAGCCAUCAACAAAAAGUAGCUCCUCAUUCACAAGUUCUUGGAGUUCUUGGAAAGCUAGUUCCUCCUCUUCAAUAUCCUCUUCCAGUUCUUCGUCUACUACAUCGUCAUCUACUAUAUCAUCAUCUGCUAUAUCAUCAUCUACACUUCCUUCAUCUAUUUCUUUAUCCAAAAGUUCUUCAUCUUGUUCUUCAUCUAAUUCUUAUGUAUCAUCUACAACUACUUCAUCGACUUCAUCCUCAGGUUCUCAAUUCUCCAGCUCAUUAUCAUCUGUGUAUUCAACUAAAUCAUUGAGCAGUUCUUCAAGUAGUCCUUCUGGAAGUACGUCCAGCAGCUAUACAAGUAGUACAUAUAGUUCAAGCAGUUCUUCAAUUACUUCUAACAGUGCUUCAUCAAGUACUGAAUCAUCAUCAACAUCAACUUCAACUUCUGAAUCCUCCACCAGUAUACCAUCAUCUUCAAGUUCAUCAUUCUCUGUUUGGUCGUUGUCAUCCAUUUCUUCAACAUCUGAAUUAUCAAGUACCACGUAUUCUUCAAGUUACAUUUCGUUCAGUAACUCGUCUAAUGUGAUAUCUUCUAGUUUAAGUUUAGAAUCUUCUUCAUUUGUUCUUUCAUCUUCCGGUGAUGAAUCGUCAAAUGUUCAUUCUAUUUCAGCUUCAAAUGCAGAAUCUACAAGUACUGAAUCAUAUGUAACUUCAACUAUUUUCUCAAUAGCUCAAUCUUCCUCUGAAGAAUCUAGUUUAAGUUUAGCCUCUUCGACUGAAUCGUCAAGCGAAGAAUCUUCAUCAGAAUCCACUUCUUCUGAAUCUUUAAGUUCUCUGCCAGUUACUCCAUCGUCAGUUUCUUCAACUGAGGAAUCAACAGGUUCUGUUGAAUCAAGUGCUGCUUCAUCGGAAUCGUCUGCUUCCAGUGAAGCUUUAAAUACCGAAACUUGGGUUGAAUCAAGUGCAACUGAAUCAUCUACUGAAUCUGUUCCCUCUUCCGUUGAAUAUGUUACUUCUUCUUCCGAAUCAAAAACUUCUUAUACAACUACUUCUGUCUUGUCUAGCAGUAGUGAAGUUCGUCCAACUUCAGAAGAAUCAUCCGUUGCAUCUACAGAAGAGACAUCUAGUUCUACUAUUAGUGGUGAGAUUCCUCCAACUUCAGAAAUAAAUACUGUAUCAUCGACUGAAGAAACUACUACCCCAACUUCUCAAGAAUCUACAGUAUCAUCCACUGAAGAAGCAUUCUCUGGCUCAACCUCCGAAGAAUCUUCAGUUUCAUCUACAUCAGAAGCUUCUUCUGGUCCAACUACAAGUGUCAAUAACCCUCCUCCAGUCACCGGUUCAUCUUCAUCUACUGAAUCAGGUACAUAUGUCACUACUUCUGCUACUACCAUAUUCGGUGGGUUCGGAACAACACUUCCAGCGUUGAUCCACUCCAACUUAGAUGGAGCAUACUCCUCACCAAUUCCAAUGGCUCCAGCAUUCGACGCACUAUUUGGAUUCAGUUUCCCUAAUAAUACUCAACCAGGUGAUCAUAUUCGUCUUAAUUUACCAAACGUCUUCGAUCUUUAUCAAGGUGCGGGUGGUAUCAAAAAGAGAGACGAUGCUACAUUGUCUUUAACUGUGGAUGAUGUGGAUUAUGCUGAUUGUAUUGUCAUCAUGGCUGGUACUGGUAAUGAUGAAACUACCUUAGAUUGUACUGUCACCGAUGCUAUCCUCACCAAUCCUAAUGUAAGUGGCACUAUUACUUUACCAUUAGUAUUCAAUAUUGGUGGUUCUACAUCCUCAUCUGAUAUCCAAGCUGCUAACGCCUUUGUACCAGGUUCUCAAGUUAUCACUUUUAACGACGGUCUUAAUGAUAUCUCUACCAAUGUGGAUUUUGCUGCAGGUGCUCCAUCUCCAGGUGAUCCAGAAGUUCUUGUCUAUGCUUCAAGACCUGAGGUUUGGAACAAUUCAGAAAACUUCUAUAUCUUAGGUGGUAAUUGUUCUUCAUUAUAUGGUUCUGGAGAACUUACAAUUUCCGUCACUGAUGGUUCCAUUGAUUGUUCCUCGUGGUCUGCUGGUAUCACCAACAGUCUUAACGCUUGGUAUUUCCCAACCUCAUUUGAAACUUUAAGUAGUUUCACUGUUUCUUCAUGUUCUGCUGAUUCUAUUGUCAUCUCAUAUUGGGGUGUUCCAACCGGCUAUAGACCAUUCUUCAGUGUCAAUGCUGGUACUGAUGGAUCAAUUGCUGCUACUUUCAAUGAUACCAAUUCUUGUAUUGCUUUACCUCUUUCUGGUUCAUCUGCUUCUGAAGGUCCAACCAUCAGUGUUGGUACAACUGUCACUACUGAAACUUAUACUACUGAUACUGUGUUCAGUUCUACUGAAGUAAUCACUACUGUUGUCAAUGGUACCACUGAAUUGUUGACUACUGUUGUGGAUAUCACCUCUGAAGAAACAAUCACUACCAGUUUCACAGAACUUGUUGGUGUCACUACUGAAACUGAUACUACUACCUCAACAUCUGGUGAAGGUAGUGGAGCCACUAAGUCUUAUAUUACUACUGAUGUUGUACUCACCACAACCAUCACUACUACGUAUUGCCCAGAAGGUGCAGAAACCUCAAUCACUACUACUGAAGUUCUUGUGACAACCAUUGAAACUACUUAUUGUCCAGAAGAUGAAGCUACUGCUACGACUGCUGCUACUAAAUCUUACACUACAGUUGAAACCAUUAUCACUACUACUCUCACCACCACUUAUUGUCCAGAGGGAGAAGAAACUUCAAUUACUACUACUGAAGUUGUUGUUACUACCUUGUUGACUACUUUCUGUCCAGAAGAGGCUGCCGAAGAAUCUGCUAAGGCAGCUGAAACUGAA